ACACAACUUGCUAUGCCUGUUUUUUCAUGAGGAGAGUUACAUGUGCCUGUUUGGGCUCUAUUAUAUGACCGGCUAUCACAGCAGAAUGUCUUCUUUUGUACAGAUGGACAUCUCUUGCGAUGGUCGUGUAGGAUGGCAAACGUUCCACACCUUCAUGUUUCAGCAUUACACGCAUAUCAUAGACGCGAUGCAGGCCUGUAAAAAUGUACCCAUCUCACAGCCUUUAAUACGCCACUGUACCUACAACAAGCAAGAGACCAUCACGCGUGUCUUGGCUUUGAGUCAGUCUCCACCUAUGCGUUACAUCAGCGUCAGCAAGAGAGGAACUCUCAUUGUGUGGAACAGUCAUCUGAACAACAUAAAGCCACUGGAGAUGAAUGCUGACCCCUUUAAUAAAAGGCAAUAUCAUAGUAGGUUCCAGGGUUGGACCACAGAUGCUGUCUACAUGGGAAAUGUUCAGAAGAUCGCUGUGUCAACCCUGUGCAGGGGCAUCCACUUCUUUGAUGUUACCACCACAUUUGGUUUUGAGCAGGUUCAUUUGUUUGGACUGAGUCAUGCUGCUACUGGUCUAUGUUAUUGGUAUGACACAGAGGCUCCAGGAGGAAAGUGUGUGCUGAUGUGGGGAGAUGAGAAAGGCUCUGUGAAUUUGCUGUGGUUUCUUCAGCCUUUCAAGGGGCUCUUUGAAAUGCCUUUCACCAACCAAACUGACCCAUUGCAAAUCUUUAUGCCAGAUAUAUGUGCGCACAGUGCACUGGUCUCCUAUCAGCACAUCCCGAAAAUCCACAGCGAGCCGAUCAACAGAAUCCUGUAUGAGCCCCACGAUGAGCUCAUUAUUACAUCAUCAGAAAGUCCAGCCAGCUCUGUGGUCAUCAUUGAUGUCAAUCAGAAGAGAGAGAAAUACAUUUGGAGAAUAGAAAAGGGAGUCAAGAGUUUUGACUUCAGUUUCUCUCUCAGUCUGCUGGUAACAGCUGGAGUGGGUCCUGUUGUCAGACUCUGGAACCGCUUUGUGACCUCCCGCCCAACUGCGGUUCUGCACAGUCACCAGACCUCUGUGGUGGAUGUGGUUAUUCACCAAGCAUUGGGCAAGAUCUUCAGCUACUCUAAGGACGCUGUGCUGAAAAUAUGGGAUAUUCCUUCUCAACAAUGCGUAAAGACAUUUCACCUGAAAUUCCCCAAUAUCCAAGCAGGCGUUACCCCAGAGCAGGGCAGCUUUCCUUUGCUCCUCAACCUGACUGCGGAUCCUGUGCUCCUGGUGACUUGCAGGGAGUAUCUGGCCGUGUUUCAACUGAAAGAAUCCAACAAAACAAAAUCCAACAACAGGUCUGGCCUGUACACCUGUGCCCUCUAUAAUCCUCAUCUUGAACAGGUAAUCACAGCCUGUGCUGACUCCACAUUGACUGUCUGGGAUGUGAAGACAGGAAUUAAGAGGAUGGAGGUAAGGAACGCUCAUGGUAAGGAGGAGGUGUCCUGUAUGGCACUAGACGUACACCAGCGCAGACUGAUCUCUGCAGCCACCAAUGGCACUAUCAAGGUGUGGAACUUACUGAAUGGCCUCAAUCUUCAUAAGCUAGAAACCGUCUCCAACACAGAGGUCACCGGGAUCAUCUGUCACCAUGACGACCAGCUUUUAGCCACAGGCUGGAGUCGACAGAUCGCUCAGUAUAGCAUUGCGUUUUCAAAGGACAUCUAUGUAAAAUCAGACCUGUCCUGGAAGUCUGGUCAUCAACACAGAGAGGAUAUCCUGGCGAUGGAUCACUGUCUAAGUCUGGGACUUCUGGCUACUGGUAGUUAUGAUGGAGAGAUCAUUAUAUGGACGCUGGCUCUUCAGAAGCCCAUCACACGACUGCAGAGAUCCCAGCAAGGGAAAGUCCAUCUGCCCGUUCAUAGACUGCUGUUCUUGCAAAAACGAGCUCAGCAAAGUCAUUUGAGAAGCGGUGCUGUGCUGCUCAGCUCACAGGCCGGAUCCGUCUGCUGGUGGAGCAUCUGUGGGGCCAGACACAACCACGGACAGUUUUAUGUGCCUGAUGAAUUUGAUGAGAGUGUGAUGGGUUUAAGCACAGACCAGGAAAACAGUCUACUUGUCACUGGAGACACCACAGGAUCCAUCAAGGUCUGGGACAUCUCACAUUAUGCCUUAUCUGCUGGAGAUAUGGAGUCUGCAAAACAAUUGCCUCCACUGUUACACUAUUGGAGGGGCCAUGAGAGGGCGAUAGUGAGCAGUGAGGUCCUGGUGUACGAGUCUCAACUCUUCGUGCUGAGCGCGUCGGUGGACCGUCGGGCCUGUCUCUGGACCCGUGAAGGAGGAUGUGUGGGCUGUUUUGGACAGAAACAGCAGUGGGAUUUGAGCAACCCAGACACUUAUCAAUCCAACAGAGAACGUACCAGUCCAAUCAAAAAAGAAAAGGAGGAGAGGAAGGAGGACAGCCAAUCACGUGCCAGCCCUGAGAGUUUUAUCUGCUGGGGUGAAAGUUCAGGGAAGGGUGAUCAUCCACAAAAAGAAUUAGCUCCAAACCUCCAAACCGGUUACACGGCUCUACGAACCCCAGACUUAGAGUGCACAUCUGACCAGCGCAGCUCUUUGGAAAAGUUCCCACUGUCUAAAUACAGUAAGUUUCUCUCCGGAGAAUUCGGGGAUCUGGAGAUAAAGAUGGCGUCGCGACGACGCAGGCGACGAAAUAUCGAAUGCCGCUUUGGGAACGAGUUCACACCGUUUCAGGAUCUGGAGAUACCAGAGAUCCAUGAGCUAGAAGAUGUACCUCUGAAGACCUGGAAACUGAAGAUGCGGCAGACUUCCUCCAGAGGAACAGAAGGGAGCUCUCGGAUAUUCUCCUCUGAAGAUGCUGGGGAUUAUGAAACACUGGAGGACUAGACAGUGGGUACGAUGAAGGUUACAGGUUGUAUUUUUUGCCACAUGUCAGUGAUUUACAGUGUUUGCCCCAGAAAUGCACCUCGUCGGUCUUAACAGUGGCUUUUGUGUCGUCUUUAUUCAGUCAAAUCAAUGUUUGUAUACACUAUGUAUUAUUUAUUGGAAUGUAAAGCAAAAAUAAUUGUUUUUGAAACAUUUUACUAUGUAUGUGGCCUUUGCUGUUGCAAUGAUUUCCAUUUGAAGC
Messenger RNA from Rhinichthys klamathensis goyatoka, 3110 nucleotides. Its product is annotated as WD repeat-containing protein on Y chromosome. NCBI's taxonomy places the organism in Eukaryota, Metazoa, Chordata, Actinopteri, Cypriniformes, Leuciscidae. The record is from RefSeq and is a predicted model, not a curated record. Bases 41 to 2869 code for a protein of 942 amino acids. The transcript has 18 exons. Gene Ontology annotation, molecular function: protein binding.